Molecule: messenger RNA, 375 nt
Organism: Paramecium sonneborni
Lineage: Eukaryota; Ciliophora; Oligohymenophorea; Peniculida; Parameciidae
Source: the annotation of a GenBank genome assembly
AUGAUGAUAUUUUUCAACUGGAUUUUGAUACUUAUACUUAAAGCCUAACUGCUUAUAUAUUAAUUAAAGGUGAGAGAUGAUGUAGAAGAAUGAUGUGAUUCAUGUAACUACAAUGGACACUUUAAUUAAAUAUUAUAUUUUUAGUAUUUUACUGCUAAAUCCUUCCCAUAUGUGGAUAUUAAUGAAGAAUUGUAAUUUUAAAAUAGCAUAUUCAAUAAUUAAUUGAGAAAAUUAGGAGGUAUUAUAAUGAUUUAUACUAAAUUCUGCAAUAAAUUUAUGGAUUUAAACUUUUACUAAAAACAGUAAAUCUAAAAGACCAUGAUGAAGCGAAUAUUUCACUAAAUAUAAUAACCAAGAUUUUUAUCACUAUGUUGA